AUGACCGAACCAUCGUUCUUGACGCCAUUCGACGACGGAAAGAGGAAGCGUAGGCAAAGCGCCUUCAAGGUCGUCAGUGAUGAUGUCGAUACCGAAGGUUUGGACUUAUCUUCAGCUCUGGCUGAUAUCAGUGCAAUACACUCUGAAACUCUCCAAUACUCCCAUUUGCUGAGUAGAGGCUUUACAGGACCGCAUUCAGAUCUCAUGGAUGUCGUUCGAAGUGGCAUAAACAUGUACUUCAGUGCAAUCAGUGACAAGGUCAGAGACGAUGCCCGAGCACGAAACUCCCUACAAAUCCACGAGAAGCAUAACCAUACUGGAUCUUGGAUAGAUCCCAUCACUGUUGGCUUUUCUAAGCCGCUAGGCCAUCAGUGUCAUAGAUCCAUUGUCGCUCAUCACGAUGAGGAAGAUGGAGAACAGACUUUCUGGAGACGAACGGAUUCAGGUAACGGUGGUGAUACUUGGCAACAGGUCUCUAACGACGCUGACAUCAAGUUUGCUGACAGUGUCCAUUCCGAAGAUGGUACUUCGGAGAUUGAUUCUGUAAGAGGAAAUUAUCAACCUGCCUCUCCGACCUGGGCCUCUGUCUCUGAUACAGAUGUAGCGCACGGAGGUGAUCUCUCUUAG
Messenger RNA from Kwoniella mangroviensis CBS 8507, 627 nucleotides. RefSeq lists its product as uncharacterized. The transcript has 3 exons. Bases 1 to 627 code for a protein of 208 amino acids. The record is from RefSeq and is a predicted model, not a curated record. NCBI's taxonomy places the organism in Eukaryota, Fungi, Basidiomycota, Tremellomycetes, Tremellales, Cryptococcaceae.